AUGGAUUACUCGUACUUAAAUCAGACCGGGUUCGAUUCUAGCUGCCUGCAAGGGUCCAUGGAUGCCAGUGGUCUGGGCAACAUGCCUAUCACGUACGGAGAUUUGGCGUCUUGCGGUCAAAUGUCGCAGGCCGCCUAUCGGUAUACCGCGGCGGCUUCCAUGUCCCGAACAUAUUCGAACCACGUCGCUAAUAGUGUAGGUCCAGGCGGGCCCACCGGGGUGGGACCGCUACAUCCUCAUCCCGGAACGAUUUCAACACAGUGUUCAUCGAUGACAGGUCGAACACAUCACCAGGAUAUGCACAGGACUUCAAUGUUUUCGACUUCAAUGAAUUUACAAAGUGGUCUUCCAUAUAAAGUUUAUUCCGGCCAUGACGCAGUUUUAUCAGAAAAAAGGAAACAACGACGAAUCCGAACCACAUUCACUUCAGCUCAACUUAAGGAAUUAGAAAGGGCCUUCCAAGAAACACAUUAUCCUGAUAUUUAUACGAGGGAAGAGAUAGCAAUGAAAAUAGAUUUAACAGAAGCAAGAGUGCAAGUUUGGUUUCAAAAUAGACGAGCAAAAUUCCGAAAACAGGAGAGACUAGCCCAACAGAAAGUUUCGAAUAGUUCUUCGGACUCAGGCAAUGUCAAGUCUGAGAGCAAAUCAAACGGCAACACAACUCCAAAAGAUGUUAAACCUGGAUCACCACUUUCCGCUGUCUCAACCACUCCAAAUUCAAGUACGUCCUCAUCGCAUCAUUCAACUGAUUUGAAAUCGCAGAACGACAAACUGGCCGAUGACAUGAAUGCGAAUAAAUGGCCAGGAUCAUGCGGUUCGCUGCUCCAGGCCAAGCAAACUCCCUUCGGCCACCACACAUCACACCACGCCGCUGUCGCCGCAGCAGCGUCGCUUUCGUCUCCGUUUUCGUCGCUUCUGGGAGCAGGCGGAGGAGCUGGAUAUCUUCUCGACCAUCCUCUGGGAUCAUUGAACAAAACAACACCGGCGUCUAGUCAUCUUUUCUAAUCCUAUCCGAACUCAUUAUAAAACUACGCAAAUAAUACUACUCGAGGCGGUAGCUUAUUGAACUUCCGACCGUCAGCCAACUAUUUCCAAGUGAAGAAUGCUCAAGCAAUUAUUCCUUAAUUUUACGAAUAUUCCGCGGUAAUUGCAGAGUAGUCCGUUUUCCUUUACCCUUUUCUAUUCAAUUCUUAAUUUACGUAAAGCGUUAAUGGAGUAUAGGAAGCGCGUGCUAAACAUGGCCAGAAAACUAAAUUAUUUGCAUUGUUCUCCUUGGAGUUGGGCUGAUGAGAACAUUUUCAGCAGCGUUUGCGCAAAUUUUUGCUAAAUCUAACUCAAGCAGAAUUUGGUGUCUCCUAGGGUGUCCUUGCGAUUACCAUUAGUUUCGUAACCAUCUUGCCGGCAUUCUGAGCAGAAAAGUUAGGAACCUGUGGUCGUACUGAAAAUGUUCAUUCAGUCAGGAUGUUAUGUUGUGGUUGGAACUGGACACAUUUCAACAGAGUCGCAAUAGUGAUAGGAAGUAAUUUAAUUUUAGAAUAUAACGAUGUUUAGUAAA
This is a messenger RNA of Hermetia illucens (black soldier fly), 1555 nucleotides long. RefSeq names its product paired mesoderm homeobox protein 2B-like. The coding region runs from base 1 to 1005 and encodes 334 amino acids. Gene Ontology annotation, molecular function: RNA polymerase II transcription regulatory region sequence-specific DNA binding; DNA-binding transcription factor activity, RNA polymerase II-specific. NCBI's taxonomy places the organism in Eukaryota, Metazoa, Arthropoda, Insecta, Diptera, Stratiomyidae. The transcript has 5 exons. Gene Ontology annotation, biological process: regulation of transcription by RNA polymerase II. The record is from RefSeq and is a predicted model, not a curated record.